AAUGCUGCUUUCUCCAAAUUGUAUUAUAGAAAAGACAAAAGCAAAUCAUUUUAAGGUUAACUUUCAAGGAGAGGACGUCGCAUUUUUACGGAAGGUAUUGUUGGAUAGAAUAUGGUACCAAGGAAAACCUCUGGAUUUUGUUCCAAUAAUCAGACACUUUAAGAUUAGUCCAGAUAAAUUUGACUACUCAAUUCCAAGAAAUAACAUAAUUGAUCGAUUUGAAUAUCCAACAGAAUAUGUUUCUUUUAUCAUAUUUUCUCCCUAUUUUCGCAAAAAACUGUUUGAUACUUUACGACACCAAGACGCCAAUUUUCAAAUAAAGAGGAUUGAUCAGGUUCUUGAAAUAACUUACCGUUUUAAAAGAUCAAAGCAAAUCUUAAAUGAAAAUUCGUCACGUAUUUGGAAAAUAAAAGUAGAAGAGGAAUUGGCAGAUUUUUUCAAAAAACUAGUGCAAAUCAAAGUUGAAGAUGGUUUCUUUUAUAAAAUACCAUCAGGCAGAGAUUUGCGUAUAAAUGGUGUAUUAGUUGAAUAUUGUUCAAAUCCUCCUCAUAUUAAAUUAACAGGAUCACGUGAACAUAUUGUAAAGAUUGAAAAAAUUAUGAAAAAUCUAAACACAUCGUGUAAAACUCUUGAUAUUAAUACUAGGGAUCCAGCUGUUAAACAGUUCUUGUUACAAAAUGGUCUACUUGAUGAACUGAGAAAGAAAUAUGUAAUAGUUUUACUCUUAAAUGACGAUAAUUCUAGAACUUAUAGAAUUUUUAGCUGUUCAAGUGAUGAACAUUCUAUAAGGAGCUUUAUUCAACAACAAGAAAAUUUUAUUAAAAGUAGAAAAAUUGAUGUAAUCCACCAAAAACAUCUUCUCAAAAAGUUGAAAUUUUUCAUAAAAAAUGAUGAAGACUAUUGUUUAAUAUAUGAUGAACAGUCCACUUUUAUUGCUGCUCAAUCAAAUGAAACUUUGGACAUUAUUGAAAGUUAUCUAUUGAGUCUUACGUUUGAUGACAGUUCUUGUAGCCAAAGUCGUAGAGAGACAGCGAUGGAAACGGAAACAUAUACAUCAAAUCCAUGUAAGUCUAGUGCUAGCGAGAACGUGAAAGACAAUAAAUUGUCAUAUUUCGAAAGACAAAUAGAAAUAUCAGAGGAAACGUACAUUAAUUGGAGCUACGAAUUGACCCAAAUUGAAAAUAGUAAUCCCAUAGAGAUAUUAUACAAAAGAGAACCGAAAUUUUAUACAAAUCUUGUUAUACGUGGAGAAGCUAAAUGUGUUGACAAGACGUAUAAUUUAAUAAAUAUGUUAAAGUGUGAACAAGUUAAUGGAAUUUCUAACAUAUGUAAUGAUGAGGAGCAUAUAUGUUAUUUAUCCAAACUAUACAAAAACAAUAAUGGUAAAAUGGAAUAUAGAUACAAACUUCACUCUCUAAAUGAUAUUACUUAUAUUAUCUGCCCACCAUUUAUUCAAAAUAUUAGAAAACAUAAUGAUCAAAUAUGUAAAGUCAUAGUUUCUCAUCAUUUCGAUAAGCUUUAUACGCAAGCAAUUGUAAUUAAUUCUUAUACAAAGAUCGCUUAUUUCUCUAAAGAAGUUAGAAGAAAAUUUGAAGAAACAAAAAGCAAACAGAAAGUCAUUGAUGAGUUUUGUCAACUUCAGCAACAAAGAAUAUUUUAUAUUUCAAACCCUUCUUAUUUGAAGAAAGAGAAUUUUGAAGAUUGUCUCGAAAGAUCUAAUAAAUAUCAAUAUAAAUCUAUUCAAUUUUCAUUAAUACAAGAAACCCACUGUUCCAGAGAAAGUGAAUUAACACCUGAAAAAGUUGCUGAAACGAUUUUAGAUGCUAUUUUUUCAAAAAUUAUAUCUUUCAACAGCCUUGAAAUAAUUCACAUAAACACUCGAAACGAAAAACAAACUAAUGACAUAUUACCAUUGCUAUUGGAAAGAGUUAACACUCUAACUACUAAUACUGAUAGCAAAUGUCUUGUAAAAUGGUCCAACUAUCCAUCUUCUAUUGUUAACAUAGAAUAUGGCUCACUGAGCGACCAACAAGCAGACAUAAUUGCCUAUGGAGCCGGGGAACAACUAGAAAGUAGCAUACUCUCAAAAUUAUUGUUGGAGAAGGCAGGAUAUCAAUUACAAACAGAAUUUGAUUCGAAAAAGUAUCAGGAAAAAGAAAUUAUUGAAACAAAAGGUUAUAACCUUAAUUGUAAAUAUGUUUUUCACACACGUUUUAAACUAUACGAAUAUGACCGAGACCUUUCAAAUAUGGCUGAUGUAUUAGCUAAAUGCUUUCGGAGAGCAGGGUUACUAAAUGCAAAGACUUUUUCUCUUCCACUAGUUGGGUCAGGGAUUUUAAAGUAUCCAGAGGAAAGUGUAAUUAGUUUAGUAAAAACUAUUGGCAAUACUGUAGGCCGAAGACAUGGUCUGAGAAGGAUUACUAUUGUGGUUAUUGAUCCUGGUAUUUAUAGGGCAUUACAAAAUCACGUAAAGACAGUCAGUCCUAUUUGGGAAAAUUGUUAUGAUAAUUUUAUCCUUUAUGAUAGAAUAAAUUUAUAUAUUUGCGUUAAGAAAAUGACAGAAUCAACUUUUGAAAAAACAGCUUACGUGUACUUUUACCAAAAUUCGCAGCAUAAAGAGUUUGAGAGAAUAGAGCAAAUCCAUCAAAUAUCUAGAAAGGAAAUUUUGGAAAAAGCGAAAAAAUCGGAUACUUUCCUUAUAAGUGAUAAAUGUAUUUUUUCGAAAUUGGGUAAAGAAAAGAAACAAGAAAUAUCUACAGUUUUAGACUUUGCACAUAGACAUAAAAUAGAUUCACUUAGCUUUCCUUAUUCAUCAAUUCAACACUCAAGUUUGGAACGAAAUGAUAGUAUUAAGGAUUUUGUUAGUAAUAUAGAACAUUACUUUAAGACGAAAUAUAUUAGUAUAUCCAUCAAAAGAAUUAAUAUAAUAGCAAAUUGCGGCGAGCAAGCCCGUCAAUAUACACGAGAAAUGUUACUUAAAUGUUAUCAAAAUAUAGAAGUAAGAUUAUUCGGAAAAGAAUUGAAUAUUCUUAAAGAUAAAUUUAAAGAAUUAGCAGAAGAAAUUGAUAAAGAAGUUUAUUACUAA
This is a messenger RNA of Dimorphilus gyrociliatus, 3085 nucleotides long. The record is from the annotation of a GenBank genome assembly. Lineage: Eukaryota; Metazoa; Annelida; Polychaeta; Dinophilidae.